AUGCCACACAAGACUAAGACCCGACACCAUUGCUCGGGCCAGAACGGAUGGGUUGGCGAUAUAAGCCCCGGAAAUUGCAACAAAUCCGGUAAUGGCUCUCACUGCACGAAGCAUCAAAUGCUUUGUGAGGGUGGGUGUGGGGCGUGGCAUUUGAAAAAUCAAUCUGGAUGCCAACAGUCCAUCGCGAGGAAGGAAGCCGAGGAGCGUCGGCAGCGAGCCGAGCGCCAGCGUCUGAAGGAAGAGGAGGAAAAGAGUAAAGAUGAGGAUUUUUUCAAUCCAGGUAAGGAACGAAAGAAACCUAGAAAAAAGGACUCUGACACUAAUGCUGGCGCCGCAGCAGCUUAA
Molecule: messenger RNA, 345 nt
Organism: Bipolaris zeicola 26-R-13
Lineage: Eukaryota; Fungi; Ascomycota; Dothideomycetes; Pleosporales; Pleosporaceae
Exons: 1
Coding region: 1-345 (114 amino acids)
Source: RefSeq, a predicted model, not a curated record